Zingiber officinale is the source of this 1506-nucleotide messenger RNA. RefSeq names its product probable membrane-associated 30 kDa protein, chloroplastic. The coding region runs from base 159 to 1157 and encodes 332 amino acids. Lineage: Eukaryota; Viridiplantae; Streptophyta; Magnoliopsida; Zingiberales; Zingiberaceae. The record is from RefSeq and is a predicted model, not a curated record. The transcript is spliced from 11 exons.
UGGUGGACAUCGAUCGCUGAUCAGUUGCGGUGCGGUGCCUCUUCUUGCUCGCAUCUUGAGUUCGUUUGGUUCGGUUCCUCUGUGAAAUCGGCGAGAAAUCAAUAGAAGUCGAUCCGUGUAGGGUUUCUUCGUUUUGGUGCUCUUUUUAUCCAAAAAGGAUGGCGUUGAAGGCGUCCUUGAGCUUUGCGCCACCGUCGUCAUCGUCCUCUCCGUACCGAGCAGCUCCCUCGCGGCGGGUUCUUUUGGCCACCAGAACGCUGAGGAACUCUUUCGUUAGCGGAGGAGUGGGCCAACUAAAAGCUACAGAAAUACAUUCAUCUAGAGUUAAACCGCUAAAAUGCCAUCGAUAUGGUGGAGGUUCUCUCAUUGUUCAGAUGAAUCUUUUCGAUCGGUUAGCAAGGGUAGUCAAGUCAUAUGCAAAUUCUAUUUUGAGUUCUAUGGAAGAUCCAGAAAAAAUUUUGGACCAAGCUGUUCUGGAAAUGAAUGAUGAUUUGACCAAGAUGCGCCAAGCUACAGCACAGGUACUAGCAUCACAGAAACGGCUAGAGAACAAGUAUAAAGCUGCUCAGCUGGCAUCGGAUGAAUGGUACAGGAAGGCUCAGCUUGCUCUGGGAAGAGGAGAUGAGGACCUUGCACGCGAGGCUCUCAAGAGGAGGAAAUCUUAUGCUGACAGUGCAAACUCUUUAAAAGCUCAGCUGGAUCAACAGAAAACUGUGGUUGACAAUCUUGUCUCCAAUACUAAGCUUUUAGAGAGCAAGAUACAGGAGGCCAGGUCAAAGAAAGACACUCUGAAAGCUCGUGCACAAUCUGCAAAAACUGCAACAAAAGUUAGUGAAAUGUUGGGGAAUGUCAAUACAAGUAGUGCUCUUUCAGCAUUUGAAAAGAUGGAGGAAAAAGUAUUGGCUAUGGAAUCCCAAGCAGAGGCACUUAAUCAGUUGACAACUGAUGAUCUAGAAGGAAAGUUCGCACUGCUUGAGAGCUCAUCAGUAGAUGAUGAUCUUGCAACGUUGAAGAAGGAAUUGUCAGGGAGAUCCAUGAAAGGGGAGCUCCCUGCCGGUAGAACUGCUGCUAGCAGCUCAAAUGUCUCUUCAGCUUUUGGUGACAUGGACAUCGAGAGGGAGCUCAAUGAACUAAGAAAAAAAGCCAAUGAGUACUAGUCUACGCAUCACUCAUCCAAAAAUUUACUUGUUGCAUUGAAUUGAGACUGCAAUUAGAGGAAUAUUAUAACGCUUCAUCGGUGCAACUGAUCCUAGUUGCUGGAGUUGCCUUUUCUGCCCUUUGCAUUAUUAAUUAGGGUGCUCGAGGAGCAACAUUCUAGGGCAUCUUUGUCUAGCAAAUUUUCACUUCUGCUGCUGUUGUAUAUGUUUGUGGUUACAUAUUUUCAUAAUGCCUUGUUAUCUGUAAGUCGAAGGUGUUUUUGUCAUGUGGAUGGUGUCAUGUGGAAGGUGCUGGUCAGUUUCCAUAGCGAAAUCUUUGGUUUCAUAAUAGAAUUGACAAGUAACAUAA